AUGCCUCGUACACAUCGCAGGAAAUCCAAAACACUUUCAGCACUGGGAAAGGAGACCAUCUGUCCCUUUCUGAAGAGAAAUGAUGAAAAUCCACCAACCACUCCAGUUUGUAAAAAAGGGUUUGGGGCUGAGAGGAGGAGCCCUUUCACUGAAUGGAACCAUUCCAACAGUGCAGGGAAAACGCCACAGGGAACCCCGGCUAAGGGGACUGAGAACCGUGAAGACGACCAAGUCAAAGAAUUCACAUUCAACUUCCAGAGUAACGGGAACAGCACCGAGCAUGUGGUGAGAGGGAAACUGGAAGAAAACAUUCAUUCUGCUCUCAUGUCUUCCGCGCCUUUCCAGAAAGAACGAGAGAAAAGUGAGGGCAAGACAUUCCAUUUAAUUGGGAAAAGGGAAUUAAUGGGUGCCGUCAAUCUAGGAAUGCCCUGUAAAUGUCUGCCGGACAAGACCCAUUUUGAAGUGGUAUUUUACCGGGUUAAAGGCAAGGUCAGCUAUCGGGAUGAGGUCUCUACAGGCAAGCAAUGUGUUGUAUUCCGUGUCAGAAGCACUGGAAGGACAGGUGGCAAGCUUGGGACAGGUUCAAAGCCUAUCAUCAAGAACGCCGGUCUGCGAGAGGACGGACAUGACCUGUGCCUGUACGCUUUUAAAGGUGAGACCAUUCGCGAGGCUCUGUGCAAGGAUGGGAGGUUUUCAUCAGUCAUUGAGCAGAAAGUGUGGAGCCUGAUGGAUGAGCACAGACGUCUGCAGUUCACCCUCACCGUCGAUGACCUCCGUGAUAAAUGCUUUGAGGUUCAAGUCAGCAACGAGACGUAUGCGGCAGGAAACGAGCAUGGUGAUAAUAAUGACCACGCCAGCCCCAAGAGGAGACAGGAGCAGGGCAACGCACCAGGAGAGCAGGAGGAGCUGAAAUGUGAGCUGAGAAAGCAGGUUGAUGAAUAUCUGGAAAAGGAGAAAGGAGAGAAGCAUCACCGUAAAAACUGGAAUCUGCUGAAGACAGAAUUUGGGAAGAUUGCAGUUGAUGGGGUUCCCGUUACAGUCCAUGAAAUGCUGGUGCGAUUGAGUGCGUCUGUUGGAUUGGUCAAAUGGGAUAACAAUGGGAGUAAUGGCACUGCCUCUUGCUUCUACCUUGGAAACGAAUAUACCCUGACAUGUUUCCAUGUCGUGAAGAUGGCUGUAGGAGAUGGUGUGCCUGACAAUGAGUGGAAGACCGUAAUAGAGAAGGCCAUGACCAUACACUUUGACUACAAGGAGAAGUGCCAGCCUACCUGGGGCUGGCAUAACAUUGAACCGUGGUUUGAAGUGUAUAACCGAGACCUUGACUACGUGGUGCUGAGAUUGAAGGUCCCCAAUGAUGAUCAAGUAGAACUACCUCCAGGUGUGUUACACACUGCAAACCGCCCUCCCCGGAAUGGAGUGGUCUACAUUAUAGGCCAUCCUAAAGGUGAUCCCAAAUCCACUGACACUUGUACGGUUAUCCCUAUUCCACAGCGAAAUAUCCAAUAUUACAUGCAGGUUUUCACAAAGUACAGUUUCAAAGAAAUCCAAAAUUCAGACACGAUCACCUACAACACCUGCUUCUUUCAAGGUGCCUCUGGCUCUCCUGUGUUCGAUGCCUCUGGGAAGCUAGUGGGAAUGCAUGCUGCAGGAUAUCAGUAUCAAAUCGGCAUCAAGAGAAACAGCGUGAUCGAAUAUGGUCCAACCAUUGAAGCCAUUGUCAAUGACAUGAAGGCUCGAUUUCCAGGAUUUGACCUCAUUUCCCAAAUUCAGGAUGACAGGAACAUUCUGCGCGAAGACCAAGGAGAGAUUCCAAUGGACAUCCAGUAAAAGAACGCAACUAAAUGAGUAUCAAAGCGAGUUAUUACGAUUCUCAUUCUUGUUGCAGCUGUUCCUUUCCUGCCUCACCUUCAAUAUUAUCCCCAAACUUCAGUAAGCUGUUCUCUUCCACUUUCUACUCCUCUGUAAACUCCUGGUAUUAUCCCAAUGUAUACCCGCUUUCUGUACUCAAAACCAAGACUGACAUCUGGUCCUCUAGCACCUGCACAUUUCAAUUCUUUUGUGGAUGUAUGCGGCAGACUUCUCCUCUCCCCAUUUCCAGAAACCCUAUCCAACCCUACAUCCCUUUGGGAAUUCACAUUCCUCAAUUUCCAGCCACUUGCACAGCUCCCAAUGCUCCACUAUCCCACACAUACCUCAACUUCUGGAAUCUCUUUAUUCCUUCCCAUCCCUCCACAAACCCAUGUGAAAAACAGGGGCCAUUCAGCCCUUCAAGCCUGAUCGGACAUUCCAUGUCACCAUGGCUGACCAUCCAACCUGUUCUCAUGCACUGUCCCUGUCGCCUAUGAACGCUUUCGCCCCAAAAUGGACACCUAACUCCUUCUUGAACACAGUGAAUGUUUUUGGCCUUGAGCACCUCCUGUGGCAGAGACUUCCACAUGAUCACCAAUCUCUGGGUGAACAAAUUUCUCCUCAUUCAGCCUGUAACAGCCUACCCUGUAUCCAUAGACCGUGACCCCUGGGUCUGGGUUCCUUCCUGAAUGUACCCUGUCUAGUCCUGUUGGAUUUUAUGAGAUUCCCCCCUCCAUUGUUCUAAACCCCAGUGAGUAUAGGCUGAACCGAUCCAGAAUCUCUUCAUACGUAUGUCCUGUCAUCCCAGGAAUCCCUCUGAUUAACGCUCUCUCUCUCUCUACUUUCCAAGCAAUGACGUUCUUAGUUUCCUCUUUUAAGUCUGCCCUUCCAACUUUAACCUGCUGCUUGAUGCACACCUCUCUGACCAAGCCUUUGGUCACCCACAGUCAAAACAGGAAGCGAUGUAUUCCGUUCACACUGUGUCAGCUCUUUGCAGAGUGAUUCAGACCUCCUAUUCCGCCUCUUCCAUUCAAGUAGAUCUGAAACUGCAUUUUCCUCAAGUGCCUUUCCACCUUCGUUGUAAAAUGACUGAUCAAUUCCACCUCCACUGUCCUCCCAAAG
Hemiscyllium ocellatum (epaulette shark) is the source of this 2970-nucleotide messenger RNA. RefSeq names its product serine protease FAM111B-like. The transcript is spliced from 2 exons. The coding region runs from base 1 to 1827 and encodes 608 amino acids. The record is from RefSeq and is a predicted model, not a curated record. Lineage: Eukaryota; Metazoa; Chordata; Chondrichthyes; Orectolobiformes; Hemiscylliidae.